AACAUGUUUCUCCACUCCAACUCGAGCAAUAAAGCUUCACCAAAGCUUCCAUUCCAUCAGCCGACCGCCUACCGCCCUCCCGCUCCUCCAGCAACCGCGAUCAACCGCACUCCACCGCAGUCACGAUGAGGCGUUCCAAGCUUUUGCUCGUCCUGCUCGCGCUCUCCCUCGUUGUCUCCCUCGCGCUCGCGCCUCUGUGCCACGCGAACGAGAUCCCCGCCGCGGAGGACGAUGACGUCACCGACGACGACGACAAUGCGGCCUCUGCCCCUGGUCUUCUGAGCAAGCUGAGCAGGCGGUUCCUGUGGUCCGCCGAGGGGCGCAUGCUGAGUUGCCGGUCGGACUGCGAGGACAAGAACAAGAAGUGCAACACGGAUUACAGCAAGUGCAAGCGCGAGAACAAGGACGACAAGCACGACCACCACAAGUGCACGCACAAGUACGAGAAGUGCAAGAAGAAGAUCAAGAAGUGCCGCAAAAAGUGCGACUAAGCCAAGGAUUUGCCGCGGCUAGGAUUGCAUUCUACGGUAGAUGGAACAAGGCGGUGUUAGUUGGCGAUCCCACUUGCUAUUCGAAGUGUAG
This is a messenger RNA of Closterium sp. NIES-67, 582 nucleotides long. The record is from the annotation of a GenBank genome assembly. NCBI's taxonomy places the organism in Eukaryota, Viridiplantae, Streptophyta, Zygnematophyceae, Desmidiales, Closteriaceae.